This is a messenger RNA of Anopheles maculipalpis, 1905 nucleotides long. RefSeq names its product glutamate receptor ionotropic, kainate 5-like. The record is from RefSeq and is a predicted model, not a curated record. The transcript has 5 exons. Gene Ontology annotation, cellular component: membrane. The coding region runs from base 1 to 1905 and encodes 634 amino acids. NCBI's taxonomy places the organism in Eukaryota, Metazoa, Arthropoda, Insecta, Diptera, Culicidae. Gene Ontology annotation, molecular function: ligand-gated monoatomic ion channel activity.
AUGGAAUCUGUAGCAAAGUCGCUCCAGUUCAGCAGCGCCCUGGAAGCAUUCCUAAAAACUCUUGUGCUAACGCACCUAUCUGGUCACUACAGUGUAUGUGUAAUCCGAGGAGUACAGGAUGAUGUUAGGCUAGAGUUUCCACGAGCUACCGUUACGCUUGCAUUGGAAAGGACGCCCGAUUCCUUUCUCGCCUUUGAAAACGCAUUAGUGAGCUCUAUUGAUGCGGGUUGUGAGGGAUUCUUAGUCCUAGAAGACGCACUGUUUCCAUUCUUGGAUCAUUUUCGUUCGGCACAUGAAGCUGCUUUCUUUCGUGCUGUCAACAAGCGUAUCGUGGCCAUUAGCCGGCUAGGCGCUUCCGAGAGUGAACGAAUGCUUCGGCACGAUGCGAUGGAAGUUACUCCUAACAUUCUUCUAGUGAAUCCGGAUGUAUCUACCGCUACGAUAGAGCUGUACACUACUAAGCUGUCAUCUGCCGAACCACGAGGAAUAUCAGCAAAUUUGACUCUAAUCGAUCGGGUCCGUAUGGAUUUCGGACAGAUAUCGUUGCCGGAUUCUUUAAGGAAGUUUCCCGACAAGUUGACCGACAUGGAAGGUAGACGUGUUCGGUUGUCCACCUUACCGUAUCCACCAUGCGCCGUGGCGAACGAAGUGCCUCUAGGACAAGGGAAUGCUCGCAGUACAGUACCAGCAAACUAUUCGUUACAGGCGGAUGGGACAGAAAUAUUGAUGAUACUGGAGCUAUGCCGUCGUCACAAUUGUACGCUGGAGAUUGAACUUGUUGCAAACUCGGAAUGGGGUCAAGUGUAUCCAAAUGGUUCAUCAGAUGGUUUAAUAGGAUCGCUGAUCGACCGUCGCUCCGACGUUGCAGUGGCCGCCAUCUAUCGUUGGUACAACUGGUACAAAUAUGUGACGAUGUCAGCCUACACCGGUAGAUCAGGAAUAUCCUGUUUGGUUCCACGGCCACGUCUACUACCAUUUUGGCAAACACCUUUUCUGUCCUUCCCGCCAAGCCUUUGGCUAAUGGUUUGCAUAUCGUUUUGUGUAGGAACGGCGGCCGUUUUCAUAACCGAGCGCACACGACAGUUUAUGCGUCUUCGACUCGGAUCUGUCGAACGAUACCAAUUACCGGAUGCACUACUUUUCAUGGUUAGCUUGUACGUGGAACAGUCCGUUCCGUUACCAAACGACAUGAUGGCAGGUUCGAUUCUUCUGUCUUUUCUACUCUUCGGAGGGUUUAUGGUCGGUAACAGCUAUGCCGGUGCGCUUGCAAGCGUAAUGACCAUACCACGGUACGAAAAGUCUAUUGACACACGUGCCGACUUUGCUGCGAGCGGUAUGAAAUGGUCCGGUCCAACGAUUGCUUGGAUGAAUUCGCUACUAAUGGCCGAACAACCGGAGCUUGUGACGAUAAGAAACAAUUACGAAGUUCAUGAUGGUGAUACGCUGGCCAGAUUUUCUCACACCCGGCGUGAUAUGGGCUAUGUUCACGAACGACUCCAGUACGGAAGCUAUGCACUCGAGUCCUUCAUUAACAUCAACGCCACCCGGUUGCUGCAGCCACUGAAGGAAGAUGUAUUUUGGGAACAGAUUAUAACGGCGUGUAGUAAAACCUGGCCGCUGAUGGGGUUUUAUGAUGAUUUAAUACUGCGAGUGCAACAGAAUGGUAUUUUACGGUACUGGGAGCUGGGGAGUGUGAUCCGGAACAUGGGACUGGAAAUUCAAAGAAAUUUAGCGAAUGCACGCGUGCACGAUGCUGAUCACGAACCGGUGAAGCUGCUGAUUGCACAUUUUCUUGGUGUAUUUUUUAUUCUGUUUGUGGGGUUAACGCUUGCCACUUUGAUUUUCAUCGGUGAACACGUAGUUUAUCGCUCCAAAAAAGGACGUGAUAGUAAAAUGGAUAUCUAA